This is a messenger RNA of Macrobrachium nipponense, 1708 nucleotides long. RefSeq lists its product as uncharacterized. The record is from RefSeq and is a predicted model, not a curated record. The transcript is spliced from 3 exons. Lineage: Eukaryota; Metazoa; Arthropoda; Malacostraca; Decapoda; Palaemonidae. Bases 154 to 1056 code for a protein of 300 amino acids.
AGUCAAACCCUUUCCGUCAGUUCGUAAGCUGUACAGGAGGCGGCGAAACAACCUUUCGUUGUGUUUACGUGAGCUCCCCUGUUGUUGUUGCUGCUGUUGUUGCGCCUUCUUCAGCUGCUGUUGUGUCGUGUUGUUUCGCUCGUCCUUCGGACGAUGUUGAGAUUCGGGAGGAUGGAGUUAGCGACGAUAGUGGGCCUAUUUAUGUUGGCGCCAAGGCCUUCCCUUUGUAACUUCUUAGGCCACCCUCCCAUCCCUAGGGACUUCCUAACGUACGACCCGUACAGAGGAUACCCGCACUUGGAGACCCCAAUAGCCAUCCUGGAGGACCCCUCCGACAUUCUCCUACACUUGACGCAGCACAGAAGGCCCCUGAAGCGCUACGAAGUGGCCCACCCGAAUUCCCUGGGAUUCCAGCCCCCAUUCCCAGUCCCCUUCCACGAGAAUCCUGCGAACUUCCUCUUCAGGUCUCCCAAGGGCGAGCCGAUCCUGGCUCCACCUCACCUGAUCCACGAGCCCAGGGUUCCUCCCGUCGCGCACGAGUCGGAGUCGGUGACCAGUGUCCACCCGAUCCGGCCCGGGCCGGGUCCAUUGGGUCCGGCGCCUGGAUUCCAUGGCGUCAGCCUGGGUCAUGACCCGUUUCUGCUCCCUGGUGGUGAUAAAGACGGCGGGAAGUUGGUCGCUGCUGCCCAUGGAGAGCUGAUCGCGGACGCCAUGGGCGCAGACCAUCAUAACGACAUCCCAGGAGACGAACACUUCCUCUUCUCCGGAUACGAUCUGGACCCUUACUUCAAGGACUUCCCCGGCUUCGGAUACUUCGAGGACACUCUUCCGAAGCUCGACCUCCACCAGAGAAGGCGCAGGAGGAGCACCGUGGGGCCAUCUUUCCAAGGGCAGUUGACCCCUCGGGAGGAUAUAUCAUCUCACGUGCAGCUCCGACGGGACACCAGACGUCAAUUUCCGAGUGACUUCUCACCACUAAAUCGUCCUCCUAUGCCGCUCCUGCCGAGGCAGAGGCCUCUAUGGGAGAGGUCUGAAUUCUUCGACGAUGAUCAGUAAAUGUUUUUCCCGUCUACAGGAGGAAACAGUAGAGGUGCCCCUCUUCGUCAUUUUAGUCUGGUAAUGGCUGAAAGGACAUAAAUUAUGUUGUGUGAUUAUGCCUAAAUGAUCAGUAAAUGUUUUCCUUCUUCAGGAAGAAACAGACGAAGAACCCUUCGUCAUCUUAGUUAACUAAGGGCUGAAAUGGACUUCAACACCGUUAUGUGAUUACGUUAGUCGAAAUUCUUUUAUUCAGUCACGUCUCGUGUGAUUAUAAUUUACUGUGAUAUGUGAUUUACGCUCUUGACGGUACAAAUGUAAGAGAAUUAUCACACAUUCUUCAAAUAAAAUAAGAACACAAUCCGUAAACAAAAGAGAAAGUGACCAUGAGAAAACUGAAAAAGUUGGGACGCUACGAUUAUAUUGUUCGAAGGAAAAACAAGAUCUUUGUAGUUUAUGUUAAAUAUACGUAUAUAUGUUUAUGCUGGUCAUUUUCGGGAAUGGGCUAAAUAAUCUCUCUCUCUCUCUCUCUCUCUCUCUCUCUCUCUCUCUCUCUCUCUCUCUCUCUCUCUCUCUCAUUGCAGUCGUUGUUAUCAGACACAUGUCAGUUACUGUAUAUGUUAAUUGGAUAUUGCAAAACAUGAAGAAUUUUGAAUAAAGUGUCAAGUUGUUA